CGUGGCAAUGGAGCCCCUGUUCCCAGCCUCCAUGCAGGAUGGCUGGAACACCUCCUCGGCAGCCACCAGCGGAGGCAGCAGCAACGGGACGCUGGUGGGGCCGGCGCGCUCGCUAGGGGCCCGGGCCGUGCUGGUGCCGGCGCUGUACCUACUGGUGUGCACGGCGGGGCUGGGCGGCAACGCGCUGGUCAUCUACGUGGUGCUGCGCCAUGCCAAGAUGAAGACCGUCACCAACAUCUACAUCCUCAACCUGGCCGUGGCCGACGUGCUGCUCAUGCUGGGGCUACCCUUCCUGGCCACACAGAACGCCGUGUCCUACUGGCCCUUCGGCCCUGUGCUGUGCCGGCUGGUCAUGACGCUGGAUGGCAUCAACCAAUUCACCAGCGUCUUCUGCCUGACCGUCAUGAGUGUGGACCGCUACCUGGCCGUCGUCCACCCCAUCCGCUGCACGCGGUGGCGCCGCCCAAGGGUGGCCAGGCUGGCCAGCGCCGCUGUCUGGGCCUUCUCGCUGCUCAUGGCACUGCCGCUCGCGGUCUUCGCCGACGUCCAGGAGGGCGGAGACACCUGCAACCUCAGCUGGCCAGAGCCCGUGGGCCUGUGGGGUGCCGUCUUCAUCACCUACACGUCCGUGCUCGGCUUCUUUGGGCCCCUGCUGGUCAUCUGCCUCUGCUAUCUGCUCAUCGUGGUGAAGGUGAAGGCGUCGGGUGUGCGCGUGGGCUCCACGCGGCGGCGGUCAGAGCGCAAGGUGACCCGCAUGGUGGUGGUGGUGGUGGUGGUGUUCGUUGCCUGCUGGCUGCCCUUCUUCAUCGUCAACAUCGUCAACCUGGCCUUCGUGCUGCCCGAGGAGCCCGUCUCCGCUGGCGCCUACUUCUUCGUGGUCAUCCUGUCCUACGCCAACAGCUGUGCCAACCCCGUGCUGUACGCCUUCUUCUCUGAUAACUUCCGCCAGAGUUUCCGGAAAGUUCUGUGCCUCCGCAAGGGCUACGGCACUGAGGAUGCGGAUGCCAUGGAGCCGCGGCACAAGGGCAGCCCGCUGCAGGAGGCCAUGGUCCCUGCACGCAGCUCCGAGGCCAACGGGCUUAUGCAGACCAGCAAGCUGUGAGUGCCCUGGGCAGCUGGCACCAGCAGCCACCCCGAGAUCCGGGGUCCUGCGAGGUGCCCCCACAGUGGCCGGGACACUCCCACAGUGAAAAGACCAGCAUGCAUGGCGAGCCAUGGGUGGUCCUGCAGUGACUGAUGCUACAUCUGCCUGCCUGUCCUCGCUGAGCAGGCAGGAGGGGCCCAGGGUCCUGGUCAAUGACCAGAAUGUCUCACCCCCAGGGUAUUGGGGCUGAAACUGCAGAGGGGACAGCUGGGACUGCAGCGCUCUCCAGCCCUUGAGACCCACCCACCCCCUCCCCACCCCCUGCCAGGGCAUCUC
Messenger RNA from Manis pentadactyla (Chinese pangolin), 1420 nucleotides. It is a transcript of the gene SSTR5, whose product is annotated as somatostatin receptor 5. Gene Ontology annotation, cellular component: neuron projection; membrane. Gene Ontology annotation, molecular function: neuropeptide binding; somatostatin receptor activity. The record is from RefSeq and is a predicted model, not a curated record. Lineage: Eukaryota; Metazoa; Chordata; Mammalia; Pholidota; Manidae. Gene Ontology annotation, biological process: regulation of insulin secretion; neuropeptide signaling pathway; cellular response to glucocorticoid stimulus. The coding region runs from base 8 to 1102 and encodes 364 amino acids. The transcript has a single exon.